This is a messenger RNA of Triticum turgidum subsp. durum (durum wheat), 1092 nucleotides long. The record is from the annotation of a GenBank genome assembly. NCBI's taxonomy places the organism in Eukaryota, Viridiplantae, Streptophyta, Magnoliopsida, Poales, Poaceae.
AUGGAUUUUCCGGGAGGGAGCGGGCGGCCGCACCAGCAUCAGCAGCACCACCACCAGCCGCUGCCGCCGAUGACGCCGCUGCCGCUGACGCGCCAGGGGUCGUCGGUCUACUCGCUCACGUUCGACGAGUUCCAGAGCGCGCUCGGCGGACCGGGCAAGGACUUCGGGUCCAUGAACAUGGACGAGCUCCUCCGCAACAUCUGGACGGCCGAGGAGUCGCAGGCCAUCGGCGCCGGCCCCAACGCCGCGGCCUCCUCCUCCGCCGCGGCGGGGCAGGACCACGGCGGCAUCCAGCGCCAGGGCUCGCUCACGCUGCCCCGGACGCUCAGCCAGAAGACCGUCGACGAGGUCUGGCGCGACAUGAUGUUCUUCGGAGGACCCUCCGCCUCCGCCUCCGCCUCCGCCGCCGCCGAGGCUCCCCCGCCGGCCCAGAGGCAGCAGACGCUCGGGGAGGUCACUCUCGAGGAGUUCCUCGUGCGCGCCGGCGUCGUGCGCGAGGACAUGCCGGGGCCGCCGCCGCCCGUCUCGCCGGCCCCCGUGGCCCAGGCGCCGCCUCCGCAGCCACAGAUGCUGUUCCCUCAGAGCAACAUGUUUGCUCCGAUGGUGAAUCCUCUGUCCUUGGCCAAUGGGUUGAUGACCGGAGCAUACGGCCAGGGAGGAGGAGGUGGUGGUGGUGGUGCGGCCGCUAUGGUUUCGCCGUCGCCGACGGGGAGGCCGGUCAUGUCCAACGGCUACGGCAAGAUGGAAGGCCUCAACUUGUCCUCGCUGUCGCCACCACCGAUGCCGUAUGUUUUUAGCGGCGGGCUGAGGGGGAGGAAGCCACCGGCCAUGGAGAAAGUGGUCGAGAGGAGGCAGCGGCGGAUGAUCAAGAACCGGGAGUCUGCGGCGAGGUCGCGCCAGAGGAAACAGAGUUAUAUGAUGGAAUUGGAGAGUGAGGUGGCAAAACUUAAAGAGCGGAAUGAGGAGUUGCAGAGAAAACAGGCGGAGAUGCUAGAGAGGCAAAAGAAUGAGGUAUUCGAGAAGGUUACCCGGCAAGCUGGACCGACGUCGAAGAGGAUCUGCCUGCGGAGGACGCUGACGGGCCCUUGGUAA